Messenger RNA from Scutellospora calospora, 823 nucleotides. Lineage: Eukaryota; Fungi; Glomeromycota; Glomeromycetes; Diversisporales; Gigasporaceae. The record is from the annotation of a GenBank genome assembly.
AUGGACCCUUCACUCACUGGUAAAGUAACGGUCAUUAUGUUUCGCGCCCAGCACACUGAAUUACCAGAAGCAAAUAUAGGCAGCAUUUUUGUGGGAACUGGACUCAGGGUCAGUCAUUACAUGAAUGCACCACAACUUAUCGCUUAUAAAGUUGAAUCUACGUGUACAAUAAUGAAAGAUAUCAACUUCAGAGCGAAUCGACCCUUAGAUCUUACACAUCAAAGAUCUGCCGAGAUCAUGGCUUAUGCUGAACACUUGAGAAUAUUUAUUAUGUGCAACAAACAUCACAUUGUUGAGAUACAUAGAGUAGAACUUAUAACAGAGUUAUAUAUUACCGAUUAUACUUGUAAUGAGUUACUUUGUAAUAAUAACUUUGUUUGGAGGUUACCAGAUGGACUUAAUCCAUCUAAUGUAUUACAAAUUAGUUUAUGGGACGAACAUGUGAAUGACAGCAAUGAUCUUGAACCUGGCAUGUUUGUAUACUUAGAGAAUAUACGAACAAAGUAUCAUAGUUCUAAUCAAUUUCAAGGAGUUAUGCAUGGUGAUUCAAAAACGCGAAGAACGCGACUCAUGCAAAUAGACUCUAACUCAUCUGAUGUAAUAGAAUUGAUAACCCGAAAGGAAUUGUUUAUGCAAAAACGUAAUAGUUUUUCAAACAAAAUCUGUACAAUCUCUAAACGUUCAAAUAUUAUUCCAAAUAUUAUUCCAAAAAUUAUUCCAAAAAUUACUCUACCUCAUAAAUUUCUUACUCGUGGUCGUAUUGCCGAUUUCCUUCCUCCUGUUAUUGAAAAUUUUAUACGACUAUAUUGCGCUGUCUGCGAUA